AUGGCAGAUAACUCAUCUAGCGACUCAGAGCCUAAAAUCAAGAGUAAUUCUCAAAAACGCACCCCAAAAUGGAUGACCAAGGGCGCCCUAGUUCAUGAGGACUCCGACGAUGAACUUGGCUCCGAAGACCUACCCUGGCACUGGAUCUAUGACGCCGAAUUGGAUCCGAAAAAUGGGGAGAAAGAGAACAAUGGCAGCCCGGAAAAGAAAUCAGGUCGACGACGGUCGUCUCGGCCGGCCCAAAAGAAGCGCGCAAUUGUCGGAGCUCGAAUGGGAAGCUUUGAAUGCCGUCUUGGCCAAAUUGUGUUGUUAAAGUCCCCCGAACCAGGCAAGGACUGGAUUGGCAUCAUCACCGAGUUUGUUGAGGAGGAAGAUGAGGAUGAGGACGACGAGCUGAUUAAAUCUGUCAACGUCAUGUGGUUCGCUUCGCCGGAUGAAUUUCUGUCAACGAGAAACAAGCAAAGAACCGAUGCAUUACCGAACGAGCAAUAUCUAACGGCGGACUUCAACACCAAUCCCUUGACUUCUAUCAAUGGCAAGGCCUCUGUCAUGUCCAAGGACGCCUUCUAUGCCAAAUACCCGAAUGGCAAUCCUCCCAAGGACAAAGCUCAGCUGGCUGAGUACAGCAAGUGCAUUAUCUGCCGGCGAGGUGUGAGCCAGGUACAAGGAAGAUAUACAGAUGAGUUCAUUUGGGAGAAGGUGUAUCGAGAGGACAACAUCUACGAACUCAUUAACAUGGUUAAAGAUAACCUGAAAGCAGCCAAGAAGCGCAAGGCUGCGGAUACUGAUUACGUUGAUACCAAGGAUGAUAGUGCUAUUCCUACAACUCCACGGAAAAGACAGAGAAUGGCAUCGACCAAUACAACUCCAAAGUCCCAGCGUAAAAAGGCCUUGACAACGCCGACCCAUAAAAGAAUCGUUGUUAAAAAGCCCCUAGAAUUCACCCCACUAGGCACGCGUGUUCUUUCGCCGACACAUUUUGCAUCCCCAUAUCGGCAGGCACGUAACCUACUCCACGUAUCCACUGUCCCAGAUUCUCUGCCUUGUCGAAAAACGGAGUUCAAUGCCGUCUACAACCAUCUUAGUGCCGCUAUCAUGGAAGGCACUGGCGCGUGUAUUUAUAUCUCAGGUACCCCAGGUACUGGCAAGACAGCCACUGUACGAGAAGUGGUGGGCCAACUUAAUGCUGCCGUUCUAACAGAAGAGAUGGACGACUUCAUAUUCGUGGAGAUCAACGGAAUGAAAGUGACGGACCCGCAUCAAUCAUACUCUCUGCUAUGGGAGGCCUUGAAGGGCGAUCGAGUCUCUCCUUCACACGCACUUGACCUCCUCGAACAAGAGUUCUCCCACCCCUCUCCCCGUCGAGUCUCUUGCGUCGUUCUUAUGGACGAACUGGAUCAGUUGGUAACCAAAAACCAAUCAGUCAUGUACAAUUUCUUUAAUUGGCCUGCCCUACGUCACUCGCGUCUUAUUGUUUUAGCAGUGGCUAACACCAUGGAUCUUCCUGAACGAACUCUAAGCAACAAGAUUUCCAGUCGUCUGGGUCUCACUCGUAUCACAUUCCCCGGAUACCGACACACUGAUCUAAUGGAAAUCAUCAGCACCCGGCUCGCAAACGUCCCAGGCAAUAUUGUCGACCCUGAUGCAGUUCAAUUCGCGAGUCGCAAAGUCGCUGCUGUUAGCGGUGAUGCUCGGCGUGCGCUGGACAUUUGUCGACGUGCUGUCGAAAUUGCUGAACAAGAAGCUGAUGAGGCUGCCGCUUCCACUUCCAACUUAGAAACCAUUGAUGAGGCAGACUCUCCGCCUGCCACACCCAGCAAGACUCCGGCACGGAGCAACAAAACCCUCUCCAAAAAGGAUCCUGAGGCGCCUACUUCAAAGCCUAUAUCGGGAAAAGGCAAGCCUGGCCGUGUCACCAUCGCGACAAUCAAACAAGCAAUCCAAGAAGCCACAUCAACUCCACUUCAGCAAUCUCUACGCUGUCUCCCACUAUCCGGGAAACUUUUUCUAGCCGCUCUAUUGGCUCGAGUUCAGCGUACAGGCAUCACUGAAUCUACGUUCGGGGACGUUCUUGACGAGGCACGUCGUAUCGCUGAUGCGGCAGUUGCAGUCGCCGGUGCAGCUGGCGUAGGCGUGAGAGAGUUCCUUCUUAACGGCGGUGCUGGUGCUCGAGUACGUGCGCUUGGUUUUGCCGCUAUGGAGCUGAUGAACUCAGGUGUCUUGGCCAUGGAGCAAGGCACUGGGUCGAAGAAUAUGCUUGGUGGCUCUACUAUCCCUUCUCGUGGUGAUCGAAGCAGUAAAAUUCGGCUUAGGGUUGCGGCCGAAGAUAUACGUUCUGCUUUUAUUGAGGAUGUUGAGGCUAAAGGUUUUGGAAUGGGCAUUAGCCAGUGA
Penicillium taxi is the source of this 2391-nucleotide messenger RNA. RefSeq names its product origin recognition complex subunit 1. Lineage: Eukaryota; Fungi; Ascomycota; Eurotiomycetes; Eurotiales; Aspergillaceae. Gene Ontology annotation, cellular component: nuclear origin of replication recognition complex. The record is from RefSeq and is a predicted model, not a curated record. The transcript has 3 exons. The coding region runs from base 1 to 2391 and encodes 796 amino acids. Gene Ontology annotation, biological process: mitotic DNA replication checkpoint signaling; DNA replication initiation. Gene Ontology annotation, molecular function: ATP binding; ATP hydrolysis activity; DNA replication origin binding.